AUGUUUGAGAUUACUCGGUCAUUUCAUCGCCCCCCCAUCAGGAUUUUAGUGAAGUGUGUCGACGAGGGUUUCGUCGUGUAUGCAGUGGUUCACAAAGCAGUUCUCGGAUUCGCUGUUAUAGGUGCUCUUUAUGCAGUUUUCAUUCCGGAAGCAUUCAAGGUUGCUCAGCUGAGUGACAAUAUCAUGGUACGGCAGCAGUGGCGGAAAGCAGAGCACCACACCAAAAAUAUGCAGGCGCUUUUCAGGGAGGCUGACACCGAUGGCAACGGAACGCUUGAUAUGGAUGAGUGGAUGACCAUAUGCCAGGACGAAUGGGUGAAGAUGUGGCUUUCAUGCCAAGACGUCAAGGUGGACGAGGCCCAAGUCUUGUUCCAAAUGAUAGACGACGGAGGUGGGAGGCUCAGUGCGGAGGAGGUGGUCAAGGGGACUGCAUCCUUGAGGGGCGAGUCUGCCAUGAUGAAGUUGCUGUCGACGGCGAGGGGGAUUAGUAACAGCGUGAGUGACAUCCGUGCAGAGUUGCUUUUCUCACAACUCUCCGUUGCUGCGGAGCGUAUGUAG
Molecule: messenger RNA, 558 nt
Organism: Prorocentrum cordatum
Lineage: Eukaryota; Dinophyceae; Prorocentrales; Prorocentraceae
Source: the annotation of a GenBank genome assembly